UUCACCCUGCGAAAAUGCCAUUCGCCUGCGCAUUUCAGUAGGCUGUUGGAAACAAUUGAGGAACGUUCACUUAUUACGAUCGACGAAGCUCUCGGCGAUACAUAUCAGAAUCAGAUACGUGGUGGAUCUUGGUGCAGCAACAUUCAUUGAGGGUCUGCCGAUAUCACGACUGACCAUUCACGGUUCAUCGAGAUUUUAUAAAAAAAUAAAAUAAAUUGAACUCGGCCUUCGGAUAUUUUUAUCGAACAAAGUGCAAUGAACAUUUUUGAAUUGUUACCCGAAGGGCUAAAGAUAGAAACUCCAUUUACUUGGGGAUUAGAUAAAAGCCAGGUUGAUAUUUUCAAUGAAGAAGACACAGUCUUAGCCGAUUAUGAAGAAUCACCUAUCACACGCUUUGUUGAAAUGAAUACAUUUGCAUAUAUUCGAUGUGCGCAAGGAAACACUGAUGGCGCUGAAAAAUUGAUAGAAGAAAUCAAUGAUCUUUGGAAAAAUAUUUAUGAAAGUGCAUCAGAAAAGAAAUAUUAUUCGGUUGACGUGCUAAAGCACAUAAAAGAUGCAACAGCAUAUUGCAUAUAUUUAUCGGCUGGGAAAAAAGACCAAGCAAAAAAUAUGGAAAUGAAAGGUGCAGAUAAUUUUACAUCGGAUGUUGAAAAAGCCACAAUAUUUGGAUGUCAGGCAUUAGCUUCAGCCCUAUUUAAUGAAAGUGGUUUGGAUUUAGCCUUGAAAUCAGCCAAACUAGCUGUUACAUAUGCCCCCAAGUGUGCUGUAUGGCAUUACGUAAUUGCUAAGUGUCUGCGAAAAAAAAGAUGUCAAAAUAAUGGUUUGGAUGUUUCUAUAGAAGAAAGGAAUGAAUUUUUGUUAUGCUACAAAUUAUCACCAUCUGAUCAUUAUGGCAUCUCACUUGCAAGAAUGUACAAAGAAAGUAGAGAUUGGAAAAAAAGCUUAGAAAUACACAAUGAAAUUUACAGCAGAAAUCCCUCUAACAUAAAAGUGAGAUUAGUUCUUGCUUUAUGUUUCAUGAAUACCAAGGAUUUCGUCAAAGCCAAAAAUUGUUUGGAUUACAUUAAAAAUUUAUUACCGCCAGAAAAAAGGUCCAAGACUUACUAUCAUUAUCUGGGAAAAUAUUAUGAUAAAACUGGAAAUUAUUCAGAAGCUAAAGAAAACUAUAUAAAAGCACUCGGUGAUCACACAGGUAAUUUUUCUGCUGAUAUGGAUCAUUUAAAAUUGAUUAAAAAUACUUCAAACUCGAAGAAUAACUCUGAGGUCAUUGAACAUCUUGAAAAUAUGUUGAAAAGAUAUGAUGAUCACAAAGAUCGCUCUUUAAGUAUACUUCUUAAUUUAGCCUUUAUUUAUUUAUUCAAAAACAAAGAUUUGAAGCUAGCAGCUGAUAACUUUUUAAAGGCUCUAAAGAUAAAUCCUCGUAAUCCGCAAUUAAAGAAAUUCCAUACAGCUUUCGACCCUAAAAUAAAUUACAAUGUUUUUCAAGUCAUCCGUCAAAAUAUUCUGAUUGAAAAUGAAAACGAUUAUGGAGAUACUUUGAAAGAAUUGAAAAGACAUUGUACUGAAUACGAAAAUCCGAAGAAAUUGAUAAAUUCUCUAGAUUCACUGGACACGGAAUUCGUUAAAGCAUUCGCCAAAACAAUGUCUCUUAAAGAAUGACCUAGAAAAGAGAAUUGCUAAGCUAAAAACAUAAUAGCUUUGAAUUUGAAGCAGAAAGGAUUAUUAUAUUUUUCAUUACA
Messenger RNA from Trichogramma pretiosum, 1739 nucleotides. RefSeq lists its product as uncharacterized. NCBI's taxonomy places the organism in Eukaryota, Metazoa, Arthropoda, Insecta, Hymenoptera, Trichogrammatidae. The transcript has 5 exons. The coding region runs from base 256 to 1659 and encodes 467 amino acids. Gene Ontology annotation, molecular function: protein binding. The record is from RefSeq and is a predicted model, not a curated record.